Molecule: messenger RNA, 450 nt
Organism: Metarhizium acridum CQMa 102
Lineage: Eukaryota; Fungi; Ascomycota; Sordariomycetes; Hypocreales; Clavicipitaceae
Source: RefSeq, a predicted model, not a curated record
AUGGCUUCGGCAACAAAAUAUAUCCAGCUAGCCAGGACGCUGCCCGAACCCCUACAGCGAUUCUUUGCUCGAUGGCCGCCGGCGUCAAUCCAGUCCCCGGGCACUGCUCCAACCCAGUAUCAGGAGCAGCGACCUGACCCAUUCCGAUUCUACAAGCACCCCGUUACAGGGAAAUGGCACGGCCCGCUCGUACAAUUAGCACGCGAGCACGGCGUCGAGGAUCUGCUUCCCGAGACGACCAAGGGGACCGAAUACCGACUCGCACACCGCGUCGAGCACGGUUUGAGAGUGAAGGGUACCGGUGUGGGACAAAAGGUCAAGGGUCACAUUCACGAACGACACAUGAUUGCAAAGAUGGAAGAGAGAAGAAAGGCAAUGCUAGAGAUGCCCAAGCUGAUCAAGGCUUGGAAGAGGGUGGGAAAGAGGAACUGGACCAAAUGGCCCAAAUAA